GCAGGCAGCGGCUCGGCACGCUGCUGCUGCUUCGCCCGCAUCUGCCCAUCACAUCCCAUCCCAUCUACAUACAGAUCUUUUUCCUCCUAGUUCUGGUCGUAUCUGCCUGGCUGGGUCGUCUUAAGUUUCGCCUUCGCCUGAUCACGACUCAUGGCAGACAUACCGCCAUUAAUACAAGUCUCGCACCUCCCCAGCGCCUCCUCCUUCUACGCAUCCCUCGUCCAACCCCUCGGUCUGCAAUUCCUGAUCGCGGCCCCGGUCGCGCCCGCCACGCUACACUUCGGCUUCGUCUCGCCGUCCCCCUCGGGCCUGCGCCAACAAACUAUCUUCACCGUGUCCGAAUCGCCCGUCCCUCGCCUCUCGCACAUCACGCUAUCAGCGCCCUCCCGAGCAGCGAUCCUCGAAUUCCAUACCAAGAGCACGGUCCUGAAUCCGCAUCAGGGCAGAGGCGAGAAUACACUGGUUAAUAACGGUGAGGAUGAGAGGGCCGUUACUAGGGACUUCGAUGGCAAUAUGAUUGAAGCUGUAUACGUUCCUCGCCCGUCACGUGGCAGCAGCACCAGAGAGCGAGCCGUGACGCUGGAAACGGCCAGCACGGAGAAAGAGGCGAAAAGGGUGCUAGAAUGGCAGGAGAAUGUCGCGAGGAGUAUCUCGGAGGAACCACCGCUGGAUGAAGAACGGCCGAGGAAUAGACAGUACUCGUCGUCGGCGCCUCGACCAGGCGGUUUUCACCGCGCGGAUACGUUCCCGAGAGCAGCGACGAGGCAGAGGAGGGAUACCAUAACGCAUGAUUCGUAUAGACGGAAUACGCACCACCAUCAACAGCAACACGAAGAACGAGAACGAGAACGAGAACCCAUCGGCAUAAGCAGUAACGCCAUCCUCGGGACCCUCGUCGCAGCCGCAGCCGGCUCCGCGCUCCUCUACUCGCUCGUCAACUCUCGCUCCCAAGACUCUCCGCCGCGGCGCAGAAGAGCAUCCGAGACGCACUACACGCACUCGCCGAUCCGGAUGGAGGACCGCGAGACGGUCGUCGAGUGCGUGCCGGCGCGCAGCUAUGGGCAGGAUAGAGAGAGGGAGAGGGUCAAGCCGAGGUAUAUUCAGUACUCGGUUGCGGUGCCGGAACCAGGGUUGCCGAAGAGGGAAGUGAAGAGUUUUGAUAAUAAGAGUUUUGUUAGUGAACGCUCUCAUCGCCAGCAGCGCGAGAGGGAGAGGAGCAGGAGUGAGGUGGGGGGGAUGAGGAGGUUGAUGAUUAACCCUGCUCCUGCUCCUGAGAGGGAAACGCAAUCCCAUUUCUCGAGCUCGAGACGUAGUCAUCGGAGCGAGAAGGAGAGGGACAGGGAGAGGGAUCGUUCUGGGUCAGGGGGCUCGAGUGGAAGGGAGAGGGAACGAGAUAGAGAUAGGGAUAGAGAGAGGGAUAGGAGGAGUCAUAAGUCGGAAUCGUACACGAGUGCGAGGACGCAUCACUCUGUAUCGACCAUCAAGGCCCCGCCGCCGCCGUUGCCCGAAGCUCCUAUCCCGCCGCCGGCAGCGAGUUUCGUGUCGACGGGGACGGUGAGGAAGGUUCCUCGUUCUCACAUAUCCGAGAGAGACAGAGACCGAGAAAGAGAUAGAGAACGAGACAGGGAGAGGGAUAGAGAAAGGGCAGAACGCGAAAGGCGCGAAUGGGAACGCGCGCGUAUGGUCCCGCUCCCCGAGAGCGUCGUCUCGGCGCGCCAGAUCCCGCUUCCGCGCAGCAUGGUGGGAGGGAGGGGCUACAAUGACGAUGACGGUGGGUAUGAGGCGAGUGUUGCGCCGAGUGAUAGUGUGAGUAGUGUGGGGGUUAAGAGGGAGAGGGAACGGUUGAAGGAGAGGAUGCGGGAGAGGGGGUUGGUUGGGAGGUGGGAUGCGUGAUUGCAUGAGUGGGUUCGGGUGGGUUUGGGUUGGGAUGGGAUAGAUGGUUGACGGACAUGGCAUGACAUGGAUGAACAGGACAGGUCUUUUUUGGGGGGCGUUCUUUGGGGGUUUUCGGGGUUAUGAUUUAUGAUCUGGGUUUGGGUUGGGGUGCGAGGUGUGGAUAAU
This is a messenger RNA of Mollisia scopiformis, 2061 nucleotides long. RefSeq lists its product as uncharacterized. The coding region runs from base 151 to 1893 and encodes 580 amino acids. The transcript has a single exon. The record is from RefSeq and is a predicted model, not a curated record. Lineage: Eukaryota; Fungi; Ascomycota; Leotiomycetes; Helotiales; Mollisiaceae.